CUUGUUGCGUCGCUCCGCCUCCUCUGGGCUCAAACACUCACUGAAGCUCCACGAACAUACACUGAAGUACAGCUUAUCUUUCAGGCAAAUACUGCGGAAUAUAUAACACGUAUAACACUCCAGAAGAGCCCGACAGAAGCGCAGUUUAAAAGCAUGUUUACAUAUGGAGGAAUCUCAGCCCACAUCAGUAAUAACAGGCUGAAAGCGGAGGGCAUGGGUUCAUUCGAGCAGGCCAUACACUUUCAGAACCAGGAUUAUGAAGCCAUCAGACAGGAGUGUUUGGAAGGAGGAUUCCUGUUUGAAGAUUCCUUCUUUCCUGCUGAGCCUCCAUCUCUUGGCUUCAAAGAACUCGCCCCGUAUUCCUCUAAAACCUGCGAUGUGGAGUGGAUGCGCCCAACGGAGCUCUGUGAUGAUCCGCAGUUCAUUCUGGGCGGAGCUACAAGGACUGACAUCUGUCAGGGAGCUCUGGGUGACUGUUGGCUUCUGGCUGCUAUAGCCUCACUGACACUUAAUGAAAAGCUGCUACACAGAGUUGUUCCUCACGGUCAGAGCUUUCAGGACGGAUAUGCUGGAAUUUUCCACUUCCAGUUCUGGCAAUAUGGCGAGUGGGUGGACAUUGUGAUUGAUGACCGGCUGCCGGUCAAAGACGGAGAGCUCAUGUUCGUCCACUCAGCAGAGGGAAAUGAAUUCUGGAGUGCCCUGGUUGAAAAAGCCUAUGCUAAGUUAAAUGGCUCUUAUGAAGCUCUCUCUGGAGGUUCCACCACUGAAGGUUUUGUGGACUUUACAGGUGGAGUCUCAGAGAUGUACGAGCUCCGGAACGCCCCGAAAGAUCUUUACAGAAUCAUCGGCAAAGCCUUGGAGAGAGGCUCGCUGCUGGGCUGCUCCAUCGAUAUCACCAGUGCCUUCGACAUGGAAGCCGUUACGUUCAAGAAGCUGGUCAAGGGUCACGCUUACUCUGUGACUGCUCUCAAACAGGUGGAGUUUAGGGGCAGUAUGGAGAAGCUUAUCCGCAUCCGUAACCCAUGGGGUCAGGUGGAAUGGACAGGGGCCUGGAGCGAUAACUCCUCUGAAUGGGAUGAGAUCGAUGAAUCUGAGAAAGAUGACCUGCACUUGAAGAUGGAGGACGGAGAGUUCUGGAUGUCGUUCAGUGAGUUCUUGAGGCAGUACUCCAGAUUAGAAAUCUGUAACCUCACCCCUGAUGUUCUGAGCGAGGAUGAGGUGAGCCACUGGAACACCGUUAAGUUUCACGGCUCCUGGAGGAGAGGCAGCACGGCAGGGGGCUGUCGAAACCAUGCCAACACAUUCUGGAUUAAUCCGCAGUAUAAGAUCACUCUGCUGGAGGAAGAUGAUGAUCCUGAGGAUGAAGAGGUGGCCUGCAGUUUCCUGGUGGCCUUAAUGCAGAAAGACCGCAGACGAUUUCGCCGUCAAGGACAAGACAUGCACACCAUCGGCUUUGCAGUCUAUGAGAUUCCUGAAGAGUUUGCCGGUUGUCAGAAUGUGCAUCUCAAAAAGAACUUCUUCUUGGCUCACUCAUCCUGCGCUCGGUCCGAGACCUUCAUUAACCUGCGGGAGGUGAGCACGCGUCUCAGCCUGCCUCCUGGAGAGUACAUCAUCGUCCCGUCUACCUUCGAGCCCAGCAAGGAGGCGGAUUUUGUCUUACGGGUCUUUACAGAAAAACAAUCACAGACUGAGGAGUUGGAUGAUGAGAUUUCUGCAGACUUCGAGGAUGAGGAAGAAAUUUCAGAGGAUGAUAUUGAAGACUCAUUUAAGGCCUUGUUUGCUCAGCUGGCUGGAGAGGAUAUGGAGAUAUCUGUCCGUGAACUCAGGACCAUCCUUAACCGGGUCGUGUCCAAACACAAGGACCUUAAGACAGAUGGGUUCAGUAUGGAUUCUUGUAGAACUAUGGUCAACCUCUUGGAUAAAGAUGGUAGUGCACGCUUGGGCUUAGUAGAGUUUCAGAUCCUCUGGAAUAAAAUUAGAAAGAUGUUGGAGAUCUUCAGAGAAUUUGACAUUGAUAAGUCAGGAACAAUGAGCUCCUAUGAGAUGCGUAUGGCGGUGGAAUCAGCUGGCUUCAAGCUCAACAACAGACUCAACCAGAUUCUAGUAGCCAGAUAUGCUGAGAACGAAACCAUCGAUUUUGAUAACUUCGUCUGCUGCUUGAUCAAACUGGAGUGCAUGUUCAAAUCUUUUCAGCUUUUGGACAGAGAUGGAACAGGAGAGGCGGAGAUGAACAUGUCUGAGUGGCUUUUCAUGACCAUGUGCGGUUGAGGUAGACCAUUCCCAAUGCAAGAAUGCUGCAAAGUGCCUCAAUACUAAACUCUUCAUGCAACAACCUCACUUUCACAAUAAGCAUUAGAGAAAAGUUCCAAUAGUUUUUUUUUCAAGUAUUUUUGUUUAAAUAGAAAAUAAUGCAUUUACACAAUAGAGAACACCACUCAAGGUACACUUGUUGUCUGAAGAGGACCUUCACUCGCUGCUCAUGUCCUGACUGUUUAUAUGUGUGAGAAAAAAACAUAGGAUGAGUAUCUAACAAGCAUCUGAAUUUGUCAAAAAUGGAAAAUCUGUCUUUGUUUGCAAAAGGUUGACUGUUGAUAGUGCCUCUAAUAAGAAACCACAGCAUUGCAUGUUUUCCUAAAAGGUGAACUAAUAUGCCCUAGAUGAAGAAUGUAAUGUUUUAUAGGCUGAAUUUCAGUAUUGUCACUGAUAUAAAUCAAAUAUAGCUUUAGAAUAAAAUAUUAUAAUUUA
This is a messenger RNA of Triplophysa dalaica, 2745 nucleotides long. RefSeq names its product calpain 1, (mu/I) large subunit a (gene capn1a). The record is from RefSeq and is a predicted model, not a curated record. Gene Ontology annotation, cellular component: cytoplasm. Gene Ontology annotation, biological process: proteolysis. NCBI's taxonomy places the organism in Eukaryota, Metazoa, Chordata, Actinopteri, Cypriniformes, Nemacheilidae. The coding region runs from base 154 to 2268 and encodes 704 amino acids. The transcript is spliced from 22 exons. Gene Ontology annotation, molecular function: calcium-dependent cysteine-type endopeptidase activity; calcium ion binding.